AUGGCGUCCGGUUUCAUGGAGUCCCUUGUCGAGGCGGCCGUGGAGAGCAGGAAGUCUGAACUGCACGCCCUGAGCGACUACCUCUGGCAGAACCCCGAGCUGGCUCUGGAAGAAUUCAAGGCCCACGAGAGGCUCACGGAGUUCCUCGAAGCCCAGGGCUUCAGGAUGCAGCGACACUGGCUUUUGGACACCGCUUUCCGCGCAGAGUUCAACACCGCAGGUGCUCAAGGUCCAACGGUGGCCUUCUUGUGCGAGUACGACGCCCUCCCGGAGAUCGGACAUGCCUGCGGACACAACCUGAUCGCCGAGAGCUCGGUGGCAGCCGCCGUCGCCGUCAGGGAGGUCCUCCUCAAGAGUCCACACAUCCGUGGCAAGGUCCUUGUGAUAGGGACCCCCGGCGAGGAGAACUGUGGCGGCAAGGAGAUGCUCCUGCAAAAGGACGCCUUCAAGGACGUGGACGCGGCACUCGUGGCUCAUCCUGCGCGCCAAGACAUCCUUAAAACGUCUUUCACGGCCAUGCAGCUUGUAAGCGUUAUCCUGGUUUCUAAAGCCUUUGACUACGCUACCCCUCAGAGGCACAACACUUGA
Messenger RNA from Ixodes scapularis (black-legged tick), 588 nucleotides. Its product is annotated as peptidase M20 domain-containing protein 2-like. Bases 1 to 588 code for a protein of 195 amino acids. NCBI's taxonomy places the organism in Eukaryota, Metazoa, Arthropoda, Arachnida, Ixodida, Ixodidae. Gene Ontology annotation, molecular function: dipeptidase activity. The record is from RefSeq and is a predicted model, not a curated record. The transcript has 3 exons.